Ctenocephalides felis (cat flea) is the source of this 1026-nucleotide messenger RNA. Its product is annotated as metallophosphoesterase domain-containing protein 1-like. Gene Ontology annotation, molecular function: hydrolase activity. The record is from RefSeq and is a predicted model, not a curated record. NCBI's taxonomy places the organism in Eukaryota, Metazoa, Arthropoda, Insecta, Siphonaptera, Pulicidae.
CAAAAUUUAAAGAACUGUCAAAAUCAAAGGUGAUAAUUAAGAUUUAUAAAUAACAUAUUUUUUAUUAUUUAUCGUUUAUUAUAAAAUAUUUAUUGACAAUGGCCACUAUAGAAGUUCACCAUUUAUCUCAAAAACCGACAGAAGCAUGGAAAGAGAUAUCAAAGACUCAAAGAGUAAUAAAAAUCGCAGUGAAACCCCCAAAAACAGAAGUGGCCCCAAAUAAAGUGAGAGUUGUUUGUAUGAGUGAUACGCACUCUUUGACGCCUUAUAUAAAAUUUGACGUACCCCCGGGCGAUAUAUUUAUUCAUGCCGGAGACUUUACUAGAUGUGGAAAACUUGAAGAAGUGAUAGAAUUUAAUAAUUGGAUAGGUGAGUUACCACAUAAGCACAAAAUAGUGAUAGCGGGCAACCACGAGUUGAGUUUUGACUCAAACUUCACGCAUCCUUUACAAAAUGUAUCAGAACGUUGUCAACACACAGGCACAAGUAUCUUAGAUGAAAUACCUACACUUGGAAUGUCAAAAGAUGAAAUAUCAAGUGCAAUAACUACAGAAAAUAUAAAACAGCAUUUAUCAAAUUGAUAUUUAGAAGACAAAUUAAUAGAAGUAUGUGGAUUGAAAAUAUAUGGAAGCCCAUGGCAGCCUGAAUUUUGCAAAUGGGCAUUCAAUCUGCCGAGAGGCAAGGAAUGUUUGAAGAAGUGGAAUUUGAUUCCAGAAAAUAUAGAUAUAUUAAUAACACACACCCCACCUAUUGGCUUUGGUGAUUUGUGUUGUUCAGGAGUCCGUGCAGGAUGUGUAGAACUUCUAACAACAAUCCAAAAAAGAGUUAAGCCAAAAUAUCAUGUAUUUGGUCACAUUCACGAAGGAUAUGGUGUAUCUUCUGAUGGAAAAAUAAUAUUUGUUAACGCUUCAACUUGUGAUUUAAACUACAUGCCUGCAAAUCCACCAAUAGUUUUUGACGUAUCAUUACCACCAAAUGGAAUAAAGUAAACACAAUCACAAUACUAAUAAAUAAAAGCAAUAUAAA